UUUUGCUCCGCAACAGUAAAACAACUAGCAAACAAUCAAAAUGUUCAAAUACUUCGCUCUCGUUUUCGUCGCGCUCUUCGCCUUCGCCGCUGCCGAGCCUAAACCCGCUGUGGUAGCAGCACCAUUGGCCUACUCAGCUCCUUUGGUCGCCUCCCCCUACUCCGCUGCCUAUGCUGCCCCAUAUGCCGCUUACGCCUCUCCCUAUGCCGCCUACGCUUCACCCUACGCCGCCUACUCCGCUUACCCAUACAGCGCCGCCUAUGUGCUCCGCAAGUAA
Bactrocera tryoni is the source of this 277-nucleotide messenger RNA. Its product is annotated as pupal cuticle protein C1B-like. The transcript is spliced from 2 exons. Lineage: Eukaryota; Metazoa; Arthropoda; Insecta; Diptera; Tephritidae. Bases 41 to 277 code for a protein of 78 amino acids. The record is from RefSeq and is a predicted model, not a curated record.